Diprion similis is the source of this 1499-nucleotide messenger RNA. Its product is annotated as enolase-like. The transcript is spliced from 3 exons. NCBI's taxonomy places the organism in Eukaryota, Metazoa, Arthropoda, Insecta, Hymenoptera, Diprionidae. The record is from RefSeq and is a predicted model, not a curated record. Gene Ontology annotation, cellular component: phosphopyruvate hydratase complex. Gene Ontology annotation, molecular function: phosphopyruvate hydratase activity; magnesium ion binding. Gene Ontology annotation, biological process: glycolytic process. Bases 1 to 1317 code for a protein of 438 amino acids.
AUGCCUAUCCAGAAAUUAAAAGCCCGACAAAUAUUCGACUCUCACGGCGACCCAACACUCGAAGUUGAUCUCGUGACCGAUAUUGGACUUCUGCGAUCCUCCGUCCCCUGUGUUUUCUCGCCUAACCCAAACGAAGCUACCGAACUGCGGGACAACAACGAAGCCUCGUACAACGGCCGAUCGGUAUUCAAAGCAGUUGAAAUCAUCAACAACACCAUAGCUCCGGAGCUUCUUCGCUCGAAGCUUGAAGUAUGUCAGCAGCGCGAAAUUGAUAAUCUGAUGACAAGCCUGGACGGAACUGACAACAAGUCAAGGCUUGGAGCAAACGCAAUUCUCGCUGUCUCUGUCGCCUGCUGCAAGGGUGGCGCGGCAAAAAGGGGCCUUCCGCUUUACAGAUAUAUCGCUGAAUUGUCAGAAAACACGGAAAUAAUUAUUCCCGUACCAGCGUUCAAUGUAAUCAGCGGCGGAAAAUAUGCUGGAAAUUCUCUUGCUUGUCAGGAAUUUAUGAUCCUACCUACAGGUGCGGAAAGUUUUGCCGAUGCGAUGAAAAUGGGCACCGAAGUAUUUCGCGUCAUAGAGCGAAAACUUGGCGAACAACAAGAUGCGAAACUACCGUUACCGGUAGGCGACGAAGGUAGCUUUAUGCCCGAGUUAGAAGACGACAAGGAAGCUUUGUCUAUAAUAGACGAUGCGAUUAAAACGGCGGGCUACGAUGGAAAAAUUAAAAUUGCUCUGGACAUGGCAGCAUCAACAUUUUGCAAGGAUGGGCAGUACGAUUUAUCCUUCAAGAGCGAAGAUUCCGACCCGAGUGAUUAUAUUGAGGCGGAAGAGCUCCGCGAUCAAUACUUGGAGUACAUGAACGAGUUUCCAGCGAUCGUAUCGAUAGAGGAUCCAUUUGAUUUGGAGGAUUGGGACGGGUGGCCGAUGUUGAGCGACCAGUCAAUUCAAAUCGUCGCCGACGAUUUAACGGCAAUGAACAUCGAACGUAUAGAGGAAGCGAUUGAAAAACAAACCGCGAACUGUCUACUGAUCAGGUUACCUCAGAUUGGAACUGUUACGGAGGCAAUAAAUUGUAAUCGAUUGGCGCGGACCAGUGGCUGGAGUUGUCUGAUGUCGGGAGGUUACGGAGAAACUGAAGAUACUUUUAUAGCAGAUAUGGCCGUCGGCAUCUCCGCGGGUCAGCUGAAGGCCGGGGCUCCGUGUCGGAGCGAGAGAAUGGCGAAAUACAAUCAAAUUUUGAGGAUCGAAGAAGAGUUGGGGAAAGAUGCUAAAUAUGCCGGCAACAAUUUUAGGUAUCCCUUCAGCAAGUACAAAUAGCUGCUGAUGCGGUUGAAUUAAAAUUUCAGGCAGAGAAUAAACAGUGACUUUAUAAUCAUAAGUAUGAUUUAUGCAUAUUAAUUUCUAUUUUAACUACUGAAUGCUGGUAAAUUGGGAAGAAACGAACGGUAGCCAAGUCAUCGAUCAUUCUCUGUUUUUGUCUGUAUCAAUGCUUGAGUAAU